Molecule: messenger RNA, 1933 nt
Organism: Xenopus laevis (African clawed frog)
Lineage: Eukaryota; Metazoa; Chordata; Amphibia; Anura; Pipidae
Gene: sirt5.S
Product: sirtuin 5 S homeolog
Exons: 9
Coding region: 38-967 (309 amino acids)
Biological process (GO): chromatin remodeling
Cellular component (GO): mitochondrion; nucleus; cytosol
Molecular function (GO): protein-glutaryllysine deglutarylase activity; zinc ion binding; NAD-dependent protein lysine deacetylase activity
Source: RefSeq, a predicted model, not a curated record
AAAACAGGACAGUUCGGAGCUAUAGCAAUUUGGCCUAAUGAUUCUCCUUCCGUUCCACACCAGAAGACUGGUGAGCCAUGUUUACUGUGGACUAAAACCAGCCUCCCAAAAUAAGGGCAUAGCACUGGAAAUGACACGCCCAAGUUCUAAUCUGGCUAAUUUCAGAGAAGCCUUUGCAAAAGCGAAGCACAUCGCAGUGAUUACUGGCGCUGGAGUCAGUGCAGAGAGUGGAGUGCCAACAAUCAUAGGAGCUGGAGGAUAUUGGAGAAAAUGGCAAGCACAGCACUUGGCAACACCUGAGGCUUUUUCCAGGAAUCCUUCCCGUGUAUGGGAGUUUUAUCAUUACAGGAGGGAAGUGAUGUUGACAAAGAAUCCAAAUCCAGCACAUUUAGCCAUUGCAGAAUGUGAAACCAGGCUCAGGAAACAAGGGAGAAAGGUUGUGGUCAUCACACAGAACAUUGAUGAGUUACACCACAAAGCAGGAUCCAGAAACCUAUUUGAAAUUCAUGGUAGCUUAUUUAAGACACGUUGUACUAGCUGUGGAAGUGUUAAAGAAAACUACAAAAGCCCCAUUUGUUCCGCUCUUGCUGGAAAGGGUGCUCCUGAGUCUGAUGUACAGGAUGCCAAAAUCCCGGUAGAGAAGCUCCCACGGUGUGAAGAAAAUGGCUGCAAUGGUCUUCUGCGUCCUAAUGUUGUUUGGUUUGGAGAAACAUUGGAUUCAAAUCUCCUUGGAGAAGUGGAAAAAGAACUUGAAAUGUGUGACCUCUGUGUGGUGGUUGGAACUUCAUCAGUUGUGUAUCCUGCUGCAAUGUUUGCACCUCAAGUGGCUGCCAGAGGAGUGCCUGUAGCAGAGUUUAACAUGGAAAAUACUUCAGCUACCACAACCUUUAAGUUUCAUUUUCAGGGGCCCUGUGGAACAACUCUGCCACCCGCACUAGCACGUCACGAGACAGAACUGAUUUCUUGACUUUAACACCAUAUCAAAGGAGCAGAUGUUCCUAAGAUGUUACUGUAUAUUUGGUGUAUGAACAAAAGUCUUUACUAUAGGAAGACGGGGAGAAUGGAGCAGCGAUCAUGCAAGCAAUCCCUUCCAAGUGCUGAAGGCAAAGGCUAAUAUUUGUCCUAAUAAUCCUUGUGGUUGCUGAGAAUAGUCUCCACUUGCACAAUGGAAGAUAAUUUGCACCAUAGAUGUAUCAAAUGAUUGUGUGUUUAAAUAUGGAAUCAGCCUAAUGGUAAACCAGUAUGCUUGCUGGUUGUUAUUCUGCUUUAUUAUAUCUGUUACAUAAAAAUGUUUUCUAUAUAUUUGCAUGUUAUUAUUCUGUUUGACCAAAAAAAACAAUCAAUAUAAAAAGGCCAAGGGACAUUUUAAUGCUAAGAACAAGAUACAAUAGGAAUGGUCAAACUUAGGGUUCAUAUAUGAUUGCAAAACAGUAUCCAAUUACUUAAAGGAAAUCUGGGUAAUCUUCUUCAUGCCAAUCAGAAACUUCUCCAGUACAUAAAACGCUUUGUCCUGAAUUGCAAAUGAUUGCUCAAUGCAAUUUUUUUUAUGAAAUAAACCUGGAAACAUUGGGUCUGUGAUGUGUGCAGGAGAUGUGUUGUUAUACUAAUGUCACAGGCAGUAUGGACUUAAAGGCCGAAGCACAUCAUGUAAUCUGAAUUGAAUGCUGGAGGAAGAACAUAGCAAAUCGCUCUCAUUCACUGUAGAAAGAUCACUUCCCAAUUUAUCUCUAUGAUGUUCCAUUUUAAUGCACGAUCAAGUAACUCUGAGCAAAAAUCACAUACAAUCGAAUGACUUUACAGUCAGCUCUACUAAAAAGUGUUUGCAAUUUUUACUCUGUCAAAUGUGAGUAUACAUGUAUUAGCAUAACAUUGCAAAUAUUUCCAAGUCACAGGAAAACUGUCAAUACAAUAAAAAAUACCUGGUGUCUAAAAA